AUGGCAGCUAAACAGUUUAAGGAGCUAUCUGAUCUGAUCACCGAAGCCGCUAAGACGGGUAUGGCGCGUGAGAGCUUCUUCUCUUUUGGGGACGAGGGUCUCACAGCAAGCGUAGGUGCAACUGGACGGUUGAUCCGGAUCACGCAGCAUUUCCCAGGACAGAAGACAGGAAUCUGUGUGGACGAUGAGGACAUUAGCGAGCCCUUCUGCGUUUUUUGGCGCUUAGAUGGCUUUUUAAGACGUUCCCGCAACGAAGAGAAGGGCGGAGUCGGUCCUCACAUCAAUUCUCUGUAUCCGGGAGAAAGGUCUAAACAACACAUUGUCAAUGAUCGAUGGCCUACCUUUACCAUAGCGAUACCUGGCAAGAUUUCGGAAAAGCUCCGUGUGUCUUAUGUGGCAUUCCAAGGCACCAUCUAUCAGAAAUUCGACAUCAUAGACACAGCCGAAAAAGAAUUGGCACAACAGGAAACCAAGGAAUUCCCAAGCGGCAUUCUGGAUGCUCUAUCACUGGAUUCGGGAUUAUUGAUCAGAAACCUAGACUUCGUGAAUUUGGGAAAUCACUUCAAUGAGGCUUCGUCGCGAACCCGUGACGAUUCAAACGCGCGGGUGUACACUACUAGCCUUGGGCAAGCAAAGAACCAUGUCAAGCGGGAACACAAAAGUCACGACAAACAUUUCGUCCUCCAUCUCCAAGUCUUGGAUCCGAGUAACUCGCUUGAAUUUCACACACUAGACCAGACGGAAACUUGCUACGGUAUUCGAAAGAGCAGCAAUGAUUUCAAGCACGCAAUUUCAGAGCUUGUUCUGGCAUACACGCUCAGGCAAGGCUCCACGGCUUCCGAUCUUGAACGUCUGCCAGAUUGGGACAAAUUCAUCAAAGCUGGCGAGCUUCUUGAAAGUCACCCCACGGUCAGACUGACGGAGAACGACCAUCUCAACUUCUUCCUCAGAAGAAACCUGGAGUAUAUCCUUUCCGUCUGCAGCAUUCCGGUGUCUGAAGCAGAUUCCGAUGGAGUACCGGCUUAUGCCCUUACAUGCGGUGAUAUUGAGGGUCAUCGGGUGACGACAUCAGCGAGCUUCUAUGCUUUUCAAUUCUUGCUUCUCGGUCUUGAUCACUUCACGACCUUGCAUUCAGAGUCUGACAAACUGCCUGCAUGCACCUGUGAUCGUGAUGAGAGGCCUCUACCAUCUCCGCCACUGCCUUAUGUCUGCAUGAUGAAGAGGCGUAUUGAACACGUAUGCAAAGGCCAUAUGAAAUGGGUUUUUCAAAAAGCAGCCAGGUCUAGCAGUCUGUUCUGUCCUAAUUAUUGGACCAAUGGCGAUGAAAUUGACGGCUGGAAAUCGAACAUGUGGCUUGCACAACAAUCUCUUGUUGACGCCCCUUUCCAAUUUAUCAAAGCCGGGGACUUUUACGAAAGAAUCGACGGGGAGAUGCCAGAAGAUCAUUUGCAAGCGGCGAGGACUGCUUACAAGAGCUGGAUUUGUCUUCUCGAGAAGAUUGAGAAGUCCGGAAAAUACGCAUUCCCCUCUUACAAGGCCAGCGAGGAUGACAAACCGACCAAAACCUUCUAUCUGACAGACCAUGCUCUAAUUUGGCAAGCAAUAAGAUCUGCGGAGUCAAUCAAGCUUCACUACUCACCCAAGGACGAUCCUGAGCUAAAUGAGAAGAUGGGUAGAUAUUCGGCUGACAGGUUGCGGGAAAACAUCGUCAAGAGAUUUACGACUGAGAACUCUCUCUUGAAACAGAGAAUGAUCGCGGUGAAGCGGAGUCCUACGCAAACCCGUUUUCUCUUCCGCUCCAAAGAUGUUGCCCUUUUCCGUGCCAUGAAGGAAGGCCUGUUCAAACAAGCUGAUAUCCAAUGGACGAAUACCCUUGAUAGCCAAAAACAUCAUGAAGGCAAUGACGACACUGACUGGAGUGACCCUCGAAGAUUCGCACUAGCUAUCACGAUGGCCCGGCAUGGGAGACUUAUCAACUUUCGUACCAGAAAGGAGUUGACUGAGCAAGCCUUAUCAAUUCUGCUUAGUACCUCAUCCUCCAACGGACUCUUCACAGGGGCACUCGAUGAACGACAAAGUCCAACCAUAUACGAGGACGAGAGAGACAGAGACAACUAUUGGACAGUGGCCUUCGAAGUUGCGUACAUUUUGUGGAAAGACUACUCUCCCCUACUCACCAACGACCUCGAUGACGACAAGAAGCAUAUAUCGAAGUCCACAGACAACUGCCUAGAGCAUAUGUGCCAGUCUAUCGAGAGGAUCUCGAAACAUCUGGGAGAUCUGGCUGUUCAUCCGACAGAGACAACAGGACCAAGAUAUCGUUACGGCUACUGGAUGAAACACAAUCUCCCCUUCAACAACGUGAUAGACGACAACGACGUCGUGGAGCUGCAGGACGAGUGGCUGUAUAAUGAGCCUGAUUUCUUCGUCAACACAACGGCCACGACCACAGUCGGUACGGAAAAUAGACCAGAUGCCGAUGCAAACGCAGAGCCUCCGAUGCCAGCAAAGGUUAUCCUUGCGUACGUUCAACUCAAGAUCGACAUCGAGGAGCGUAAGCCACUCAAGGAAAAGCGACCUUCGUCGUCUUUCGCAGUUGACGCCUAUCUGCAGGGCGAGGAAGAUUUGUUCAAGAAAGCUGUUCAGUCCCAAAGGGAGGCUCACAAGGCCAAAAAAAGGUUUUGGGCUUUCAUUUCGACAAACGCGGAGGAGAAUUCGGGCUGCACAAAGACGUUGGCUCCAAACGAAAAACGUGAACAAGGAGAGAUGAAACACUUCUUCCACAGACACAAGACCAGCAGCAACUUCUUCGCCGAGGAACCGAUAGCAUCGCUGAACAUAUGGACAACGGAGUUCCAAAUGGCCUUCUACUCCGGUGUUAAGGAAGAAGAGUUUUGGCGCGGAAACAAACUUGUAAAGGUAGCAAUGGGGUUCCGUUUCGAGGGCGACUUUUUCGACAAAUAUUGGACCUGCCGUUUUGUGGUGGCAAAUCCUCACCUGCCGGCUAGCAAGAAUGAAGUGAAAGGUGACUUGAUCAAGUUGCUGCAGCAAAACCGCGAAGACGAUACUCAUUACUUCGGGGAAGUCAAGACCGGUCCUUGGGAACAACGAAGAGUGCUCGAAUUGAUAUUAUUCGGACACAUCAUCAGCGAAAUGGCUACGAGCGCGGGCGACAUCCUCAAAUUGGCCGAAAGCACUGUGCUGAAAGAGAAAACUAGGUUGGAACAAAGGCUUCGAAGGCUCCAAGGCUCUCACAUGUCCAAGCAAGAACAAGGCGAUCCGACCCCAGAUGACGGCGGUUCUAUCAACUACAACAGCUUCGUCAUCACCAGCAAUGAGUUCCGUAAGUUUCAGGAACGUUUGCAGAUGAUACACGGAGAUUUCGCAAAAGCCAGACCCAUCAGCGACCAUUGGCUCAACCGGGAGAAGGAUCGCCAAGCCGAACGGCCCCGCUGGACGUUCAGCGACGAGAGUCGGUACAGGUCAACACUGAACAAGUUACUGGUCGUAAACCGGCGGGCUAUCCAAGACCUGGAUCGCAACCUCAAGGGAAUUUCUAUCCUUGCAGAGUCAAUUACGAAAGAGCUCGAGUACGUUAGCAGCGGUCUCGAGAGUAUCUCGAAUGAAGAAAGCCGACAGAACAAUAAGGAUGUCAAGAUUUUCACAUACACAACUGCCAUAUUCUUGCCUCUGGGCUUUGCAACGGGUAUGUUCAGUAUGAGCGGGACGCCUGAUUCGCAAACGGUAGGCAGGAUGGUAGGACUGUUUUUUGGAGUAGUCAUUCUGGGUCUAUUGAUGAUCCUUAUUGUCGCAAAGGUCAACGCCAAAUAUGGAAAGAGGAUCCGGCAAAAGAUCCAUCAGGCGUGUGUUAUGUGGAAAUUGGCAAUCCUCAUUCUUUUUCUUGCAAAGUCUUACGCCAAAGAGCUGAUCAGGCGGCGGCGGCAGAAGAUCAAUGGGGCGUCUCUUCGGCAUGAACGUGAAGCAAACGCGGAAGGAGAAUCAAACGAGGAAACGAACGCUGACCGCAAGGAAGAUGUUGCGGAAAAAGCAUCGCGGCGAAGGUUUUGCGGCUUGAAGAUACGCAGGAAGCAGCAGGGCGGUGCUUUGGCGAAACGUAAAGAAGAGCACGUGGAAGAAGGGAGGGGUUUAUUCGGCGUUCCAAGGGUGGACGAGACGGCAACCUCAGGGAGCGUGCAAAGCUCUAAGGGUUGA
Messenger RNA from Colletotrichum tamarilloi, 4212 nucleotides. RefSeq lists its product as uncharacterized. Gene Ontology annotation, molecular function: metal ion transmembrane transporter activity. The transcript has 2 exons. Bases 1 to 4212 code for a protein of 1403 amino acids. Lineage: Eukaryota; Fungi; Ascomycota; Sordariomycetes; Glomerellales; Glomerellaceae. Gene Ontology annotation, cellular component: membrane. Gene Ontology annotation, biological process: transmembrane transport; metal ion transport. The record is from RefSeq and is a predicted model, not a curated record.